UAUUUAUGGUAUUUAAAUUAGCCCUCCAUAAAUGUUUGUUUACACUUUACGUUUGGAAAUUAAAAUUUAAUUUGUAUUACCCAUGUGUGGCCGUACUUGCUUAACCCUAGAUCCUGAUCAGGUGAUUUGUGCAUGUAAAUAUACUAAGAGAACCAUCAAAAAGGAGUCGGAAUCCGAAGGGAAAGAUAAAGUCCAGAAUGGGGAAGGAUCAGAAUUGGAUAUUCCCGAAUGGAGGGCGGAAUUCAACCUAGGAAGGCGCUAUCAGGCCUCCUAUAAUAUAGCGCCUACCGAUAUAACUCCGGUUAUUGUGUCUGCAGCUCAUUUCUCAGAUGCCGAGAAUCAGAAGUGCGCCCGUGUGGUUAUGCCCAUGAUGUGGGGAAUGAUCCCCUUUUGGCAUAAGGGCGACUAUCGACGACACGGCCUCACAACCAACAAUUGUCGCUUAGAGCACCUAAUGGACUCAAAACUCUAUCGCGGUCCUUUCAAACGUGGACAACGAUGCGUAGUUAUUUGCGAGGGUUUUUACGAGUGGCAGACCACCGGUCCUGCCAAAAAGCCAUCCGAGCGGGAGGCGUACCUGGUAUUCGUACCUCAGGAGGGCGAUGCCAAGAUCUACGACAAGAACAGGUCGCCCCAGGAUGUGAAGCUACUGCGAAUGGCUGGACUUUUCGACGUUUGGGAGGACGAAAGUGGCGAUAAGAUGUACAGCUACAGCAUUAUCACCUUCCAGUCCAGUAAAAUAAUGUCCUGGAUGCACUACCGCAUGCCAGCGAUCCUCGAAACCGAACAACAGAUGAAUGAUUGGUUGGAUUUCAAACGAGCUAGUGACGCUGAGGCCUUGGCUACAUUGCGUCCGGCUACCGAACUUCAGUGGUAUCGAGUGUCCAAACUGGUGAACAAUUCGCGGAACAAAAGCGAGGAGUGUAACAAGCCAAUCGAAUUGGCCGCCAAGCCCGCUAAACCGCCAAUGAAUAAAACGAUGAUGGCCUGGCUAAACGUUCGCAAGAAGCGUGAAGACCAAAUCAAAGCAGAACAAAGUGAUCCCAGCGAUGAUGAAGAGCAGAAAAAAGAUGGGCGAAGCAAACGCAGGACCUCCUCUGAAGACUCUCCCGUAGACAGAGUAGCCAAGCGGCCCAGAUUCAGGGAAUUUAAAAAAGCUGCUCUUCAACAGAGCUGCGGAAGCAGCGAUGGUGAAGUGAAAUCGGCUGAGAGAUAAGCCCAACAUGUUUCUUAACUUCCAUAGUUGUAGUACAUUAAGUUUAUUUUCAUUAAAAACCGAAAUAUUUGUUCUUAAUACCCAAA
Messenger RNA from Drosophila eugracilis, 1302 nucleotides. RefSeq names its product abasic site processing protein HMCES. Lineage: Eukaryota; Metazoa; Arthropoda; Insecta; Diptera; Drosophilidae. The record is from RefSeq and is a predicted model, not a curated record. The coding region runs from base 83 to 1216 and encodes 377 amino acids. The transcript is spliced from 3 exons. Gene Ontology annotation, molecular function: single-stranded DNA binding. Gene Ontology annotation, biological process: DNA damage response.